GAGGGGGGGCAGUUCAGCCAUGACACAAACACUCUGCUGCUGCUGCUGCUGCUUCGUCCUAUGACUCCAACACUGACACAUUUAUCAGAAGGAUGGAUGACGUGGAAGAAGAUGAGCUCCUGGACUACAACAUUCAGAUCAGCAUUCACGAGUCGUGUCAGAGGAACAAUCUAAUAAAAUCAGGAAGGAGUGAGUUUCUGAAGCUUGUUGGGGCCAUCAAACAAGGUGACAUAUUGGCUCUGCAGGAUCUCUGUGACUUCCCAGCAGCCUUCAACCAUGUGGAUGAACGCGGCUGGUAUCCUCUACACUGGGCUGUGGUCCAACCUCUGGUUCAGGUCCUGGAGAUGGUGCUGUAUGCAUCUCGUAGUCUGACUCUGGAGGAAAAGACCUCAGAGGGAGACAGCUUCCUGACUCUAGCUGUAAAAGAUGGUUUGGUUGAAAACGUCAAGACGUUACUGAACCACGGAGCUUCUCCUCACACCACCAACAACAUGAACGAAUCCCCUCUGAUUUUAGCUGUCAGAGCUGGAUCUCCCCAGAUGGUUUCCUGUCUGAUAGCUGGAGGAGCUCGGGUUGAGCAGGUGUGUCUGAAGAAGUGGACGGCCAUGCACGAGGCCUCAAGAGCCGGCUGUGUUCACGCGGUGGAGCUCCUGUUGCAGAACGGGGGUCAGGUGUCAGAGACGGACCAGCAUGGAGUGACUCCUCUGGGGAUCGCUGCAGAGUACAGCCACCCUGAAGUCCUGGAGUUCCUCAUCAAACAUGGUGCUGAUGUAAACGCCCAGGCACCAAAUGGCGACAGCGUCCUGUAUGACGCUGCAGGAUCAGGGAAUCCAGACUGCAUGGAGAUCCUGCUGCAGCAUGGAGCAAAUCCCAACAUCCGCAACCUAAGUUCGCAACUGCCCAUUCACCGCGCCGCAUAUGAAGGACACUACCUAGCUUUGAGGAUGUUGAUGCCGAUCACCACUAGGCGAGCUCUGAGGCUGUCCGGACACAGCCCGGUCCACUCUGCCGCUGAUGGAGGCCACGCCCACUGCCUGGAGCUCCUGUUGCAGAACGGUUUCGACAUCAAUGCGCUGUUAGCUCCUCACCUCUCCGAAAAUUACGGCGACAUGAGGAAAAGCCCGCUCUACUUUGCUGUCUCCAAUGGGGAUGUGACCUGCACUGAGAUUCUACUGAGGUCAGGGGCCAAACCCGACCUGGACCCGCUGCGCUGCCUCCUGGUGGCGAUCAGGUCGGGGCGAUAUGAGAUCGUGAAGCUGCUGCUGGCGGCCAAGGCAGACGUGAACUGUUACUUCACCAUGCUGAACGACACAACGUUUCCUACAGCGCUGCAGUACUGCCUGAAGAACGAGGUGAUGGUGAGGCUGCUGCUCAACAACGGCUAUGACGCCGAAAAGUGUUUCCACUGUAACCAUGACAACGACGACUGGGAGGACCUAGAAUCUGGUUUCUCACAAGAUCAGGAGGAAAAAGUUUCGUUUUGUGACUUUGUCAGCGUCUCCUGCCUGGUGAAUCUGGUUGGUCGAGUCGUCUCGCUCCUCCUCGAGUACGUCGGUCAGGUUUCCCUCUGCAGAAAACUCACAAAGAUCCUGGAGCAUCAGGAGGAGUGGCCUCACAUUCACUGGACCACACGUAACCCUCGCUCUCUGUCUCACCUGAGCCGAGUGGUGAUCAGAAAACACCUGAGCUGCAGCAAUCUCAUGUCGGUCCACCUGCCCAACAGGCUGAAGGACUACCUGCUGUUCAGAGACAACGACCUGUACGCCCAAAUCCUCUGCAGAGAGGACUGACCUCAGCCCGACCCCUGACACAUCUACUGGGUCUUAAGUGUCAGCGAUGACUUUGUAUUUUUUUUUUUUCUUUUUACUUCUGUGAAUACAGAACUGGUCCUGUAUUUACAAGAGACCUGAAAAACAACAUCAAAAUAUGAAUUAAAAAGUGUGAGGGAUGAAACAUUCAUCAAGAUACUUGCAGUGGAAUUCCAGAAACAAAUGGCACAUCAUAAAUUCCUACUACAUCGUUAAGGGGCAGCUUUUGGUUCAGCGUGUUUAAACUGCAAACUCAACAAAAUCGACUUAUAGUCAUUUUGUCAAACUUGAACUGCAUGUGAAUUUAUUUUGAAGUUAUAAGGUAGCUGGUUUACUGUAGAGAGUCUCUGAAAUAGUGUGUCAUGGUCAACAAAUGUUCAAACCCCCAAACUGGGACCCGAAAGUGUACAGCGUGUCCAUGCAAGCACACAUGUUCUGUAUGAGCCUAGAUGCACAUAUCAUAAGUGAUUUUAAUAGGGUGGGAUAUCCUGUGUGACUGUUUUAUGAAGGAGCCAUUAAGAAUAUUACUGUCCUAGCUGUUGCACAAAUGAAGCAUAAAUCAUUUGU
Molecule: messenger RNA, 2375 nt
Organism: Labrus mixtus (cuckoo wrasse)
Lineage: Eukaryota; Metazoa; Chordata; Actinopteri; Labriformes; Labridae
Product: ankyrin repeat and SOCS box protein 15-like
Exons: 10
Coding region: 93-1790 (565 amino acids)
Biological process (GO): intracellular signal transduction
Cellular component (GO): cytoplasm
Molecular function (GO): protein binding
Source: RefSeq, a predicted model, not a curated record